This is a messenger RNA of Haliaeetus leucocephalus (bald eagle), 1368 nucleotides long. It is a transcript of the gene FUCA2, whose product is annotated as fucosidase, alpha-L- 2, plasma. The coding region runs from base 76 to 1266 and encodes 396 amino acids. Gene Ontology annotation, cellular component: lysosome. Gene Ontology annotation, biological process: glycoside catabolic process; fucose metabolic process. Gene Ontology annotation, molecular function: alpha-L-fucosidase activity. The record is from RefSeq and is a predicted model, not a curated record. NCBI's taxonomy places the organism in Eukaryota, Metazoa, Chordata, Aves, Accipitriformes, Accipitridae. The transcript is spliced from 7 exons.
AGGUUUAUUUCCACCUGAGGCCAGUCAGUGAGACCACGGACUCUAUGGCGCCGUUCAUGAAGGAAGCAGAGUUUCAUGUGCUUCUGGUGGUACUGGCAGAAGGAAAAGAGAGCGCCCUAUGUGAAAUUCAUGGAGGCAAAUUACCCACCUGGGUUCAGUUAUGAAGAUUUUGGGCCACUGUUUACAGCAGAAUUCUUUGAUCCCAACCAGUGGGCAGAUAUUCUGAAGGCUUCAGGUGCAAAAUAUGUUGUCUUAACUUCAAAACAUCAUGAAGGCUUUACUUUGUGGGGGUCCAAAUAUUCUUGGAACUGGAAUGCUGUUGAUGUGGGACCGAAACGAGAUCUUGUGGCUGAACUAGCAAUGUCUGUUAGAAACAAGACUGACUUGCGUUUUGGGUUAUAUCAUUCCCUGUUUGAAUGGUUUAAUCCUCUUUUCCUUGAGGAUGCCACCAAUGUCUUUAAGACAAGAAAGUUUCCAGCUAGUAAAUCCUUACCAGAACUCUAUGAAAUUGUGACCAAGUACCAACCAGAAAUAAUUUGGUCUGAUGGGAAUGGAAAUGCACCAGAUACUUACUGGAACAGCACUGGUUUCUUGGCUUGGCUGUAUAAUGACAGUCCAGUCCGGGACACAGUUGUGACCAAUGACCGCUGGGGAGUUGGCAGCAUCUGUACACAUGGUGGAUUCUACACUUGUAGUGACCGGUAUAACCCCGGCCACUUCCUGCCUCACAAGUGGGAGAACUGUAUGACUAUUGACAAGAGGUCAUGGGGGUACAGGAGGAACGCACAGCUUGACGAUUACCUCACAAUCGAGGACUUGGUGAAGCAACUUGUAGAAACAGUGUCUUGUGGAGGAAAUCUCCUGAUGAAUAUUGGGCCCACUCAUGAUGGUCGCAUCGCUGUUAUAUUUGAGGAACGCCUGAGGCAGAUGGGUGCCUGGCUGAAAGUCAAUGGAGAAGCCAUCUAUGGAACGAAACCAUGGAGAGCACAGAAUGACACGGUCACACCAGAAGUGUGGUACACUUUCAGUCCUAAAGAAGGCCAAGUCAAUGCUAUCUUCCUUAACUGGCCAGUCUCUGGGACUCUGGAACUUGGUGAGCCACAGGCUAAGCUUGGAGAAACACAGGUGAAGCUGGUUGGCUACAAGGAACUGCUGAAAUGGGUUGCCCUAGGAGAAAAGGGAAUUGUUAUAGCUCUACCUCAGUUAACUCCUAAGCAAUUGCCAUGUCAGUGGGGCUGGACUUUACAGCUGAUUGACAUAAACUAAGCCAUACACUGCUGGAGCCUUGGGUAGUAGGUAAUGCUGCUCUUUUGCCAGUUUCUAAUCAUUGGUUUCUAACUGGUACUUGCUUGACUGAGAAACAUCAAU